GGGGCGCUGGGCGCGCUCAUGGCCCUGCUCAUCGCCGUCACCGUGGCGGGCAACGCGCUGGUCAUGCUGGCCUUCGUGGCGGACUCCAGCCUGCGCACCCAGAACAACUUCUUCCUCCUCAACCUGGCCAUCUCGGAUUUCCUCGUAGGUGCCUUCUGCAUCCCGCUGUACGUGCCCUAUGUGCUGACGGGGAGAUGGAUCUUCGGGAGGAGCCUCUGCAAACUCUGGCUGGUGGUUGAUUACUUGCUGUGCACCUCUUCUGUCUUCAACAUCGUGCUAAUUAGCUACGACAGAUUCCUCUCGGUGACAAGAGCGGUCGCCUACAGAGCCCAGCAAGGCAACACCAGGCAAGCAGUGCUGAAGAUGGUGAUGGUGUGGGUGUUGGCAUUCCUGCUGUACGGACCUGCCAUUAUCAGCUGGGAGUACAUAUCAGGCCAGAGCAUCAUCCCCAUCGGGGAGUGCUACGCUGAGUUCUUCUACAACUGGUAUUUCCUCAUGACAGCCUCCACGCUGGAGUUUUUCACCCCUUUCAUCAGUGUGAUGUUUUUCAACCUAAGCAUUUACCUGAACAUACAGAAACGCACCAAAAUGCGCCUGGAUGUUUUCCACGAAGUGCACAACCAGUCCUUCACUGAAGAGAUGGAAAGGAGCCGAGAGGCAAAGCUUUCUUUGAAAUGCUGUAAGUGGGAGCACAAGGAGUCAGCUGAAACCCUCGACCUCUCUAAGAGCAAAGCUCAAGCAGCAGCCUCCAAUUCCAGCCUGGAUGCCAAAGACCUGCUGGCAACAAGCUCAGAGAGCUCCAGGAAACCCGAGUGUUGCAACAAGAAGAGCUGUAAAAAUUCAGCCUCCACUCUGCCCUCAGAGGUGAAGAUCGUGUCCCAUAGCACAACUCAACGCUUCAGGCUCUCUAGAGACAAGAAAGUGGCCAAAUCACUGGCAAUCAUUGUGGGCAUUUUUGGGAUUUGCUGGGCACCCUACACUCUCCUGAUGAUCAUCCGCGCUGGCUGCCACGGCCAGUGCAUCUCCGAGUUCUGGUAUGAGACUUCUUUUUGGCUGCUGUGGAUCAACUCAGCUGUCAACCCUGUCCUAUACCCUCUCUGCCACUCCAGCUUCAGAAGGGCUUUUAUUAAACUCCUUUGUCCCAAGAAGCUGAAGAUUCAGCCUCACUAUGCCCUUCAGAACUACUGAGAGUGAAGCCAGCCCGGUGUGAGGAUGAGAAAAGCCUUGGUUUGCUUCUGCAGUAUUGGUGUGGGACUGGAGCUUGUUUCCUUGGAAGAGCCCAGGAGCAGUGGUGUGGAGCAGGUGAGGAAGGCAGAAGAGAGCCCACUGUUAACUUAUUUUAGUUCAUCAACAACAUAAUCCCACCACAAAGAAGGAUAAAGGGGUUUAUUGACAUUAACCACAGAUAGUGAAAUCUGUGUCUGCCACUGGCAGGUGCCACAAAGAGCUCUGCUGCCACCUAGUCAGCCUGAGCAGCACCAGCAUUUUGCUCCAAUAAACUGAAACCUGAGAAGAAAAAGCUAAUAAAAAUAAAUAUCUGGCUUAAACUACUGCACUAAACUACAGCUUAGCUGUUGGCAGAACUGAUCUUUCUCAUAAAUGGAAGCUUUUUUUCCUCACACCAAUUGCAUGUCGAUGAUGAUACAGAAAGAAAAGAACAAACCUCAGAAGGAAAACAUCUCAUUUGCCAUUUUUGUUACAGCAGCUGCAGCCAUAAUCUGGAUCUCUCUUUCAUGGGGUGCAAUAGAUGUCCCUUCCGCACCCCAAGAAGGGACAGACAUCCCUAAGGAGUUUACAGCCAGGCUCUGAGGCACUGAGCAUCUUGAAGCGUUCUGUUGGCAUUGUCUGAUCCCUCCCUGCUUCAAAACUGCUCUGAUUUCCUCUGGGUGCUGCCACACACUGCCCAGUGCUCCCAUGGCAGUGAUGCCCCUGCCAGAGCCUCACAGCAGGAACAAGCCCUGGAAGGCUCCUAGGAAAGGGUUCCUGUGCCUGUGUGAAAGGUGCCAGCACAGUACCAGCUUCUCCACAGACUCCAUCCUGACUACCCAAAGACAUUUUCAAAUCUCUUCUGCAGGAUCUUAAAGAUACUCUUCUGGCACUGUGUCAGAGAAUGGCAAGCUCAGAGAGAAGCAAAUCUUGUGUUGGUUUUAUGUUCCUUUUUUUAAUGUUCCUUUCAGACCUCUCAAAUUUUUCAAGUUUCAGGACACCUGCAUUCUUUCUUUUAAAAUACUUCAUUGGAGAUCUGGGUUGAGUUGAUUCAGUUAAUACAAGCAUUAAUUCUUUUACUGUUUAAUUUUAAAAAUUUUUUCAGCCCUGUCAGCUAAUUACACAGAUAGAACACAGAUUCAAGAGACCAGGGCUGUAGCCUUGGUCUUACCAUAAAAUCCUGG
Messenger RNA from Ficedula albicollis (Collared flycatcher), 2390 nucleotides. It is a transcript of the gene HRH3, whose product is annotated as histamine receptor H3. The annotation marks the transcript as partial. The record is from RefSeq and is a predicted model, not a curated record. The transcript is spliced from 3 exons. Gene Ontology annotation, cellular component: membrane. Lineage: Eukaryota; Metazoa; Chordata; Aves; Passeriformes; Muscicapidae. Gene Ontology annotation, molecular function: histamine receptor activity. Gene Ontology annotation, biological process: adenylate cyclase-activating adrenergic receptor signaling pathway.